Messenger RNA from Drosophila innubila, 997 nucleotides. RefSeq names its product histone RNA hairpin-binding protein (gene Slbp). The record is from RefSeq and is a predicted model, not a curated record. Gene Ontology annotation, biological process: mRNA 3'-end processing by stem-loop binding and cleavage; mRNA transport. The transcript has 2 exons. Gene Ontology annotation, molecular function: histone pre-mRNA stem-loop binding; mRNA binding. Gene Ontology annotation, cellular component: histone pre-mRNA 3'end processing complex; cytoplasm. Lineage: Eukaryota; Metazoa; Arthropoda; Insecta; Diptera; Drosophilidae. Bases 1 to 759 code for a protein of 252 amino acids.
AUGAUGUGUGAAGAACAAGUCAUGUCAAUGGAUAUUUCAACACCGCACAAAGGUUGCAUCAGUCUCAAUUCCUCGGGAUCCUCAAUUUCAAUGGAUGCCAAACCAAAGAACAGUUGGGCCCAGGAGGUUCGUGCUGAAUCGGGUCAAAGUGACGAGGCCUCGUCGUCAUUUAAUAGCAGUGCCGGGAGCUCUGCUGUCCAAAUCAAGCGAGAAAUUGCAUUUGAAUUCCUCGAUGGCAGCAACGAGGAGAAGUUUGAGCGUCUGGUCAAGGAGGAGAAACUGAAGACGCCUUUCAAGCGGCGACACUCGCAAACUCCGUCCACGCAGAGCAAUGAGAACAGUCGCUCCAACAGUCCGAACAGCAGCGAAUCCUCAUCCAACGGAGAUGGUAAUAAUGUAAAUGCGCGGCCAAAGUAUUCGCAUCGUGGCCACAAGGAGGAGAAGCGUGUGCGCCACAACAGCUACACCUCGUCCACAUCAUCCUCUUCCUCAUACACUGAAGCAGAUCCAGCAAUUCUAUCGCGCCGCCAAAAGCAAAUCGACUACGGCAAGAACACAGCUGCUUACGAAAGAUACACGGAAAUGGUGCCAAUGACGGAUCGCACACGUGAGCAUCCGCGCACACCCAACAAAUUUGGCAAGUACAGCCGUCGAGCCUUUGACGGUCUGGUCAAAAUCUGGCGUAAGCAGCUGCAUUUUUAUGAUCCUCCAUCUGCGGCAGCAUCGAAAGCAUGUGAAGAUGAUUCGGACUCGGAUUAAAGUGUUAUACUUUGGGCAUGGGACAUUUUUGUGGGGGCCUAAAUUGAAAUAUGGUACAAAGACGGGCAAUUAAUUUUCUAUUAUAUUACAUUACUAGUUAAAACUUAUCACUGCUCGCAGCCAAGUUAUGUUUGUUAUAUUAACAUAAUAUCUAUUACAUAUGUAAUGCUCAAUAAAAUGGCGUCGUUUUUAUUUUGGGAAUUUUUACCUGGAAAUUCCACGCAAACUGAUAUACAAA